This is a messenger RNA of Varanus komodoensis (Komodo dragon), 5279 nucleotides long. RefSeq names its product endothelial cell adhesion molecule (gene ESAM). The transcript is spliced from 7 exons. The record is from RefSeq and is a predicted model, not a curated record. Gene Ontology annotation, molecular function: cell-cell adhesion mediator activity. Bases 110 to 1405 code for a protein of 431 amino acids. NCBI's taxonomy places the organism in Eukaryota, Metazoa, Chordata, Lepidosauria, Squamata, Varanidae. Gene Ontology annotation, cellular component: adherens junction; plasma membrane. Gene Ontology annotation, biological process: homophilic cell-cell adhesion.
CGCUGUUGCACCUGCCGCUCGCUGACUUGCCUCUGGAGCGGCCCGGGCGCGGCGCGGCGCGGCGCGGCGCAGCGCAGCGCGGCGAGCAUCUCCGCGGGCGAUCGGCGCGAUGGAGCCGCUGCCGCUGGCGCUAGGACUGGCGGCGUUGCUGGGUUUUUCUUCCGCUGUGCUGCAAGUUGAGGUUGCGCGCUCUUCAGUGGUGGUGAUCCAAGGGCAGCAGGCCAUACUGCCAGUCUGGUACACAACCCACAGCCACAGCGUGCCGUAUCUCACAUGGCACUUCGCAAGACUGGGAAGCAGCAAUCAUGUUCAGAUCAUGGCAUAUAUGAGCGGAACAACACAAGUGUCAGAUCAGAAUCUCAAGGGGCGUCUUGGCUUUUUGUACUCCAUGCCUUCUCACAACGUCUCGCUUGCCAUUAAUAACACCAAAGAAACAGACGCUGGCCAGUACAUGUGCACAGUUAACAUUCCAGAUGACAGCAUGGGGAGAAAUAUCGGACUAGUCAACCUUACUGUUCAUGUCCCGCCAUCACCACCAAAGUGUCAAGUACAGGGAAGCCCCCUUGUUGGGGGAAAUAUCACCAUGACCUGCCGUUCAGCUUUGGGCAAGCCCAGCCCAAUGUACCACUGGCAACGCACGGGACCCAGCUCUGAGUUCUUCUUCCCACCUGCGCAAGAUUUUGUGAAGGGGACCCUCAGGCUAACGAAUCUCACCACAGGUAUGUCUGGAACCUACUUCUGCAACGCCACCAGCAAAGCCGGCUAUUCCAACUGCACCAUCACCCUGGAGGUGAAUCCACCAUUCAAUGCAGCAGUGGUGGCUGGUGCUGUGGUAGGAACCCUCAUUGGAAUUGGCCUGGUCAUCUUGUUUGCGCUUCAGAUGUUGGUCUACAGAAAGAAAAAGAAAGACAGCCAAGAGGAAAUGGCCAACGAGAUCAAGGAAGAUGCUGUGGCUCCAAAGACACUCUCCUGGGCAAAAGGUCCUGCUUCAGAUGCAGUCUCCAAGAAUGGCACUUUGUCGUCGAUGAACACGACCCAAGACCACAAACUGUACCUGGCCAAGCCCGCCUCGGACACGGCUUCCAUCACCACUGCCACCGGCAGCACGGUGGGCUUCAAGCCCCCCUUCAACAACCCCCGGAGUGGAACGCUCACUCCCACCCCCAGCCUCUCCAGCCAGUCUUUGCCCCUCUACUUCCCACCCGUGGUCAAUGGGGUCUAUUGCCACCAUGCCAACGUGCCAGCCCAUAGGAACACCCUCCACAGGACAAAUGGGGCUCAGCCCCAGGCCCCCCGGCAGCCAGACCCCCCCGCCCCUCAAGGGCUCACCUCCUCCACUCUUGCCCGGAUGGGGGCAGUGCCUGUCAUGGUGCCCGCCCAGAGCCAAGCUGGAUCGUUGGUGUAAAAGUGUGCUGGUUCUCAUGACUCUCCAUGGGGCAAGUUGUUCUCCCAAACCUGAGUGAAGCAGAGCCUGGAAAGCCUUGUUCAGCGCUGCCUGCCUGCUUGCCUGCCUUCAGAGUGCCAGCGUGCGUUUUGUGGUAUGCCGACAAAGGAACCCUUCCCAUUGCAUUGCCAUAAACGGGACUCCACGGGGGCUUCAGAGACGUUUGUAACCGGAGAAGCUUGUUCGGGAUUUGCUCUUCCGCGCAGUGCACAAGUCCAGCCCGUGGACUUGGGAAGCCUCAGAGGCGGAGUUUCAUUGAACAAAUACCAGCAGAUCUCUCUUCUGUCCUUUUCUUUUUCGGAGGUGUCAUUUGUCCCGCUUCCCUGACCUUUUUAUUUAGUUUUAGAAAAAGCUGGGCUGGGAGUGGCUAUCUUUGCUUAGUAGAAUGUGUGAGGGGGGAGAUCCGAGACCUGCUGGCAGAGUAGGAUGGACCCCUGACGCCCCCUGUCCAAGAUGACUCCAGGUGCUCAGGAGGAGAAGGCAAAGGCAGGGCACUCCAUGGAUCUGUACAACUGCAAAGCAGCUGCCAUUUCUCAACACUCAUUUAAAAACAAACAAACAAAUGGAUUUCUAGACCACGGGAUGGAAGCAUUCCCUUGGGAGUGACUUGCCAGAGACUUUCCCUCUCUUUCCCACUUUCCACCCCCUUUUCUUGAUCUUCCUCUCUCUCUGCCCCCAUCUUCCACUUUCUGCCCCCAUCCAGAGGGCGCCAGGGGCUCCAGCUUCCACUGGGCUGCAGUCUAAACUUCUCAGGAGCUAUCCAUGGUGCUGACCCGCAGGCCAAAAAAAUAAAGCUUCAGUGCCAUGGAUUGCUCCUUUAAUAUUCAGAGGGAAAUCCAGAGUGGAGACACUGGCCUCGAAGGACACUGGAGGCACCAGCCAUUGUUGCUGGCACCCUCAUCUCUCAUCUCUCCCCAGCCCUGCUUGUCUCUCUUUCUACCCAGCAGGCUGCCAGGGGAGAAAGAAAGGUCUGAACUGAUUGCUUAUAGAGGAGUUUUGAACUUAGGCUAAGGGCUCCAUGGAAUUAGUCUGAGGGUAGCCUGCAGCUCCUGGACCACAGGUUGGUCAGUCCUGGUCUAGGCCAUUAAACCAAGUGAGCGCUGCCUGUGGAAUUUGCAAAGGUCAGAGAAGGUUCAGUAGAAUUUCCAGAGAGGAGCAGAUGGCGCUUCAGUGCCCUCCUUGACUUACUGUCCCUUGCCCACGACUGGCAGGAGCAAAGUGAAUGACGUAGAAUGAAGGGAAUAGAUGCAGAUCAGCCUAAUUGGCAUAAUGUAUGCUGCUCUUUCUUGACUGCAAAAUUGGGAUUACCCUUGGUGCAGAGAUUCUGCAGUGCCGCUUCUGUUCUUAAAUAGCUUUUGCAGGAGCAAAACUGUCUGUAUCCUGGGACAACAUAACUCAGGGGUAGGCACAGCUCAGUACAGUCUGCUAUGUAGGAUCAGAUGGAGAGAAGUCAGCCAGCUACCAGAUGAGAGCACAACAGACUCAUAUGCUGAGUUUUUCCAUGAGAUGUUAAGAAACAGUUUUUCAUCGGGACAGCUCAAAUUCAUCAUGGGAAAGAGACGCUAAAUCAAGGAAUGCUAAUUCUCAUUUUUGAACUCCAACUCUGUUUCAUACACACAGGUUUAGCUUACAUGAAGCAGUGGUGGGAAAGAGUCUACUUUUGCAAGCCCAUCAAAAUGAAGGGUUUGGACACUCGUCUGUAACUGGAAGGUUUCUUGCCCCACAGGUUAGCACAAACCCUACUGAGCAACCUUCCUCAACUUGGCAGCUUCCAGAUAUGUUGGACUGCCUGCCUCAAGAUUUGGCUGGGGAGAAUCGCAGGGGUAUCCAACACAACUGGACGCAUUUAGUUUGUGGUUGUUGAACAGAGAACAACCAUCUGGCAGCCACCCAUUCUGCUAUUACUACACUGAAAGCUCAGGAGCAGCACCCAUAUUCCCCACCGUGCCUGGGUGAAACACCAGUUCCUGUUCGGCUGGUAUUGGUCAUGCACCACUAGAAAGCAAUGGCAGGGUGUUCUGUUCCAGGCUGUGCUCACAGUCAGGAGUGAAGGCUCAAACUGAGGGUUAGCUUUACAAGACCUCCAAGUAGAACUCAGGCAAGCCCUUCGCAGAGGCAGACUUAACAGAUGCUUCCACAGCAGAUGAACCCAGCUAGUCCUAGACUUCGGUAAGGAUGCAGCUCAGUCUGCGAACCAUUGCCACUUUCUUGGAGAGAAACUUCUUGCAUUAAAGGGGCCCUGGCCGUGUUGGCAUCUAACAGCAUUGUGGAGAGCAAGCGCCAUCCAGUCCAGCCUGGAGCCUGAGGAUGGCCGUGCAACUUCCCAGAUGGGGAGAUGAUGGCAGAGGGCCGCUUGUGUGCUGGGGCUCCUGGGAAAGGAGGUUGUCCAGGCUCAGUGCUGAGGGGAAUUUCCCCCCUGACUGCACCACCUCCGGAGAGUCCGUGGUGUCAACCCCUGAAAGUGGAGAGAUUUACCUGGGGGCAGGGCGCAGCGCGGCCGGGGGGUCGGCCAAAGUUGCUAUGAUUAUGUACGCCCUGUGCAAGCACCUGGCCUUUGUCAAAGGCCACUAGUUGCUCAGGAACAUGGGGGAGGGGGUGUGGCUGCUACAUUCAUGUCCCUUGGUGGGCUUCCCAUGGCAGCUGCUUGGCCACCAGAUGCUGGACUGGAUGCACCCUUGGUCUGAAGUCUGAUGAGAAGGGACCAUGGCUCGUUAGAGGAGUGCGGGGUUUGUGUGUCAAAGGUCUCAGAUUCAGUCUUUAGUGCUAUCUCCAGGUGGGUGGACAGUGCUCUUGUUUCACCAAUGGCAGCAUUUAGGGCUUCGAGGUAGACAGGACUGCACUAGAUGGACAACUUGUCCCUUCUAGUACAAGGCAGCUUCCUAUGUUUCAAGAAAAGUCUUCAAUAUCUCUGCACCUUUGGUGACCAAAGACCACAAUCCUCUCAGUCCUUGGUGGAAAGACAAUGGGACUUGCUUUUGAGUAGACUUGUCCCGGAAUGCACUGCAAGUAGACCGCUAGGUCCAGUGUCCAAACCGCUGGCAACAGCCGGGUCGUGUCCAUGACUGUUCAAUAAUUGCAAAGAUUGUUAAAGCGAUUUCUAGCUGGGUUUGAAGAUGCAUGGGGCCCACACGGCAACCUUUCUUGUUUUGUUGUGAAGACUUUGUCCAAGGCCCCUUGUGCCACUGAGCCUUUUCUGCCUCCCACUCCCCUUAAAAAAUCCCACCAUGAUUUAAACCUUUAUGCUCCGGUUUCAAAUCCUGCACCUGAUUUGGGCUCUGAGAAUGGAGAUGUUUUGUCUGGCUUGUGUCUUCUGCCCCUUUGUGACCUGCGCAGGAACGGCACCCAAACAGCUUUCCAAGAUCCAGGGGUUAAGGCUGGAUGCUGCCAUGGUGCUUAACCAAAUCUUUGCAUCUUAACAAGAUAGCCCCAGCUUGUGCAUCUAACUUGUAUGUAACAUUGUAGAGUAACCUUUUAUCAGAAUAUCCUAACCAUGGAUUCUUUCAUGGCGCCUUCAGCAUUUUAAUACAUAUUGUGCAAUUAUUAUGUUUAUUCAAUGAACAAUUUUCAAUAUUUUGUUUCUUUUUUCUUUUUGAUACACACACACACACACACACACACACACGCACUACAUAAUUUAUACAUAUAGGUAUUAACAGGUCUGUGAAUCUGGACUAGAGUCCUUCAACCAUUUUCAUGCUGGCUAUUUUUUUUAUUGGCAAUCAGAUCCUUCUGUUGCAUAAGAAGGUAGGAAGACACUGAAAUAUUUUAUGUACAGUUUCAAACUGUAUUAUUUUUCAUAAAUGUUCAUUAAAAUAUUUGUUUUUAUAUUUAAAAA